Messenger RNA from Cannabis sativa, 2237 nucleotides. RefSeq names its product protein NRT1/ PTR FAMILY 5.2-like. The record is from RefSeq and is a predicted model, not a curated record. Gene Ontology annotation, cellular component: membrane. The transcript is spliced from 4 exons. Gene Ontology annotation, biological process: dipeptide transport; transmembrane transport. Gene Ontology annotation, molecular function: tripeptide transmembrane transporter activity; dipeptide transmembrane transporter activity. Bases 277 to 2109 code for a protein of 610 amino acids. NCBI's taxonomy places the organism in Eukaryota, Viridiplantae, Streptophyta, Magnoliopsida, Rosales, Cannabaceae.
AUAUAUUUAUGCCGCAAAUUAUUUAAAAUAAUAUAUUCACAUUUAUAGAUAGGUUCAAAUUUUGUUGGUAGCUAGCUAGGUCCACAAAAACAAGAGAAAAAGACAUGUAAAGAAUCCACUCAAUAAUAACUAAGAAGAAAUAAAGUAUCAAACUAAUAAACUAAAUUAAACUAAACCAAAGAAAGAAAGUUUGCCUAGGUAUUGUAUAUAUAUAUACACAUAUAUACAUGGAGGUAAUUAUAAUUAAUUAAAGAUCAUAUAGUUUUAGUUAUUAUUAUGGCAAGGAAGGUAGAUGAUGAUGAAAAGGGUCAAAGUGAUGAAAAUUACACAGAAGAUGGGACAGUUGAUCUUAAAGGGAGACCAGUUCUAAGAUCAAACACUGGCAAAUGGACAGCUUGCUCCUUCAUUGUAGGUUAUGAAGUGUUUGAGAGGAUGGCAUAUUAUGGGAUCUCAACAAAUCUAGUGUUGUACUUAACAAAUAAGUUGCAUGAAGGGACUGUUACAUCUUCAAAUAAUGUCACAAACUGGGCUGGCACUGUUUGGAUGACACCUAUUUUGGGUGCUUACAUUGCUGAUGCUUAUCUUGGUCGAUACACCACUUUUCUCAUUGCCUCAGCCAUUUAUCUACUGGGAAUGUUGUUAUUAACAUUAACAGUUUCAGUUCCCGGCUUAAAACCACCAUCGUGUGGUCACGGUAUUAAAGUAGAAGAUUGCAAGAAACGAGCCUCGAAUUUUCAAGUAGGGAUAUUCUACUGCGCUUUGUACAUCAUCGCCAUCGGAACAGGAGGAACCAAACCCAACAUCUCAACCAUGGGUGCUGAUCAAUUUGAUGAGUAUGAACCUAAAGAAAAGAUGCAAAAGCUCUCAUUUUUCAAUUGGUGGAUGUUUAGUAUCUUUUUUGGUACCCUAUUCUCAAACACAUUCUUGGUCUACAUACAAGAUAAUGUGGGCUGGGCCAUUGGAUAUGGGCUUCCUACUAUUGGGCUUGCAUUUGCCAUAUUGGUGUUUUUGGUUGGCACCAAAUUUUAUAGGCAUAAAUGGCCUUCGGGUAGUCCUCUUACUAAGAUUGUUAUGGUGAUUGUGGCAGCUAUAGGGAAAUGGAAGGUAACUCUCCCAACUGACCCUAAAGAAUUGUAUGAGCUUAGUUUGGAAGAUUAUGCAAAAUCUGGCAAAUUCAGAAUUGACCAUACUCCAUCAUUAAGAUUUUUAGACAAAGCAGCAGUGAAAACCUCCACCAAUUCAUUAAGCUCACCAUGGAGAUUAACACCAGUAACCCAAGUUGAAGAAACAAAGCAAAUACUCAAAAUGAUUCCAAUCUUAGUGGCAACAUUCAUACCAAGCAUAAUGAUAGCUCAAGGCCAUACACUUUUCAUCAAACAAGGCACAACUCUCAACAGAUCCAUGGGACCAAAUUUCGAAAUCCCACCAGCUUGCCUUGCAGCCUUCAUCACAAUCUUCAUGCUCAUAUCCAUUGUCCUCUACGAUCGUUGCUUCGUCCCUAUUGUUCGCCGCUACACUCAAAACCCGAGAGGAAUCACUCUCUUACAAAGACUUGGUAUUGGUUUAAUCCUUCAUACAAUCAUUAUGGUAACAGCCUGUUUGGCUGAAAGGAAAAGACUUAGUGUUGCAAGAGAAAAUGAGAUCAAUGACAAACACCAAAUCGUUCCACUUACCAUCUUUAUUCUUCUUCCUCAAUUUGCUUUAAUGGGUGUUGCUGAUUCCUUUGUUGAAACUGCAAAGCUUGAGUUUUUUUAUGACCAAGCUCCUUUGAGUAUGAAGAGCUUGGGUACCUCGUAUUUUACAAGUAGUUUGGGUAUUGGAAAUUUUUUGAGUAGUUUUGUUUUGACAACGGUUUCGGAUUAUACUAAACGAGGUGGACGUAAAGGUUGGAUUUUGGAUAAUCUUAAUGUUUCUCAUUUGGAUUAUUACUAUGCUUUCUUGGCUGUGUUGAGCUUUCUUAACUUCUUUUUCUUUCUUUUUGUGGCUAAGUCGUUUGUUUAUAAUGUUGAUGUUACUGAAUUGAAGAAGGAUUUAGCCAUGGAAAUUUCUUCAAAGGACAAAACUUUAGUUCUUGAGAGUGAAGCUACUCAUACUGGACUUAUUAUCUAAUCAAUAUUGUUAUGUUGUUUCUUCUUAAUUAUUGUAAUCAUAUAUAUUAUUAAAGAUCUCAAUCAUUUUAAGGGUCAUUUACUUCAAAUUUUAUCUCAACAUUAUUCAUUUGCUUUCUUUAUAGAGUG